Propithecus coquereli (Coquerel's sifaka) is the source of this 512-nucleotide messenger RNA. It is a transcript of the gene RPL28, whose product is annotated as ribosomal protein L28. The transcript is spliced from 5 exons. Gene Ontology annotation, molecular function: structural constituent of ribosome. Gene Ontology annotation, cellular component: ribosome; cytosolic large ribosomal subunit. Gene Ontology annotation, biological process: translation. The record is from RefSeq and is a predicted model, not a curated record. Lineage: Eukaryota; Metazoa; Chordata; Mammalia; Primates; Indriidae. Bases 52 to 465 code for a protein of 137 amino acids.
UCUCCCUGCCUCUUUCCGUGUCCGGCCGCCGCAGCGAGGGGAGCCGCCGCCAUGUCCGCGCAUCUGCAGUGGAUGGUCGUGCGGAACUGCUCCAGCUUCCUGAUCAAGAGGAAUAAGCAGACCUACAGCACCGAGCCCAAUAACCUGAAGGCCCGCAACUCCUUCCGCUACAACGGGCUGAUUCACCGCAAGACGGUGGGCGUGGAGCCGGCAGCCGAUGGCAAAGGUGUCGUGGUGGUCAUGAAGCGGAGAUCCGGCCAGCGGAAGCCUGCCACCUCCUACGUGCGGACCACCAUCAACAAGAACGCCCGGGCCACCCUCAGCAGCAUCCGGCACAUGAUCCGCAAGAACAAGUACCGCCCGGAUCUGCGCAUGGCUGCCAUCCGCAGGGCCAGCGCCAUCCUGCGCAGCCAGAAGCCUGUUAUGGUGAAGAGGAAGCGCACGCGCCACACCAAGAGCUCCUGAGCCCCUUCCCCUCACCCAGCAAUAAAGAGUCAGCUGACUUAUUCUCA